AUGCCGGCUAAGGAGUUGACUGACCUUUGCAUGGACUGCAAGGAGGAAAAGUUCAUCUUGACCAUCCGAAAGAGACGACUAUGCAGCUGCUGUUUCACCAAAUUUAUUUCCUACAAGGUCAUGCAACACAUGAGCAAAUAUAGCACUAGGAAGAAUCCAGGAAAAGCGACUACUUCAUUGCUUCUCCCGCUCUCCCUUGGUGUCUCUUCGUCUGUCCUGUUGCAUAUUCUAGACCAAGGGAUCCAACGCCAGCGCGCCAAACCGUACGCCACGCUCGACUUCGAUAUUCAUAUUCUCGUCAUUGAUCCGGCUACCAUUCACUUGUCUAGCGCUCAAUAUAAUCAAAUCUAUGAAGCUAUUGGGAAGCUGUGCCCAGACGUUUCCUUAACUCGAGUCCCGUUUCACAGCGUUUUCGAGUACGUCCCGAAUAUGAAGGACAUUAUGCGAGAAUAUGCGGGGCCUCGAUUUUCGGAUGAUGAGUUGCAGACCAAUGAGGACCGUUUGGCGGCAUUCCGUGCCUCUGUAUCCACUGCGACAUCAAAAGAUGAUCUUGACUCGGUGCUUUUGACCAGACUAGUAGUAGGGUUUGCCCAGAAGGCUGGGUACGAGACUGUGAUCUGGGGUGAUUCAGAUAGUCGACUUGCCGCGAAGACCUUGGCUGGUGUUUCCAAAGGCCGGGGUGCUUCGUUGACGUGGUUAGUUUCCGAUGGAAUGUCUCCCUGGGGAAUCGGCUUCGAUUUUCCCCUACGAGACCUCUCCAAGUUUGAGCUGGAACAGUAUCUCAGUGUCUGUCCAGAACUCUCUACUAUCGUCAUUCCUGAUGAGCCUCCAUCCGACAAUGUGCUUACAAAAAAUAUGUCCAUUGACGAGCUUAUGUUGCGGUACGUUCAGACUCAAGGUCAGAAGUACCGUGGAAUCAUGGCCAAUGUAGGCCGCACAGCAAAUAAGCUCGAGUCUACGGCUGGGUCUGACGAUCCGCUAUGUUCCUUGUGUGGAGGCUUAGUUGGAAAUGUCAAGGGCAACACUGGAGUCACAGUGGCCAGUCAAGCCGGCGAUAACCAAAGCUCCAAGUUCUGCUAUGGAUGCAUGAGAUCACGUCCUGAAGCCUUGUGCUAA
Messenger RNA from Penicillium macrosclerotiorum, 1116 nucleotides. RefSeq lists its product as uncharacterized. The transcript has 2 exons. The coding region runs from base 1 to 1116 and encodes 371 amino acids. Gene Ontology annotation, cellular component: cytosol. Gene Ontology annotation, molecular function: sulfurtransferase activity; tRNA binding. Lineage: Eukaryota; Fungi; Ascomycota; Eurotiomycetes; Eurotiales; Aspergillaceae. The record is from RefSeq and is a predicted model, not a curated record. Gene Ontology annotation, biological process: tRNA wobble position uridine thiolation.